AUGAUAAACAAAAAUAUUGCAUUCGAUUUAAUACUUACCAAUCAUAAUCAAUUGCAACAACAACAACAACAACAACAACAAUCAGUAGUAAAUCACGGAAUAAUUGGCGAGAAACGUCGAUAUGAAAGUAUCGCAUCAAAAUUUCGUUUUGGCCGUGAAACACCAAAAUCACCAUCUUCACCGAUUGCUACCCGACUUCGUAGUUAUAAUAAUAGUGGUAAUGGUAAUGGUAAUGGUAAUGGUAAUGGUGACAGUCCACGUGAGACACUUGUUGCGGCACGUCGACAACCGGUUAAAGUGAUUAUUCACAAUCUCGGUGUUCGUCGAGCUUCUGCAACAACAGUCAACUAUUACAAUCAUCAACAGCAAUCAAAUAAAAUGGAUUCUGCCAAUGAAUUAGAUGCAUUGCCUACGCAUCCAUUGAAACGUGGUCGCAUGAUUAGUAGCGGUCGACCAUCGUUGGAUUUUGAGAAAAUGCGGGAGCGCUUAGUGGUAAGUAAUGUUUACGGUAUUGGAUCUCAAGAAUUUGUUGAUUCAGCGAUGGGUAAUAGUGAUAAAGACAUCGAGAAACGAAAACAGGAUUGGGCGCUAACAACUUUUACCUCAGGCGGACGUCGCUGUCCGCAGCACCAACAGGUGCGCUGCCAACAAACCGAUUGCACAUUCCGAUCCGUCGAUUAUGACGGUACACAAACGGGUGGUGGCGGUGGUUGUAGCGGUGGUAGUAGUGGUAGUAAUGGUGAUCAAUAA
Messenger RNA from Acanthocheilonema viteae, 750 nucleotides. NCBI's taxonomy places the organism in Eukaryota, Metazoa, Nematoda, Chromadorea, Rhabditida, Onchocercidae. The record is from the annotation of a GenBank genome assembly.